This is a messenger RNA of Hibiscus syriacus, 2212 nucleotides long. Its product is annotated as serine/threonine-protein kinase tricornered-like. The record is from RefSeq and is a predicted model, not a curated record. The transcript is spliced from 13 exons. Gene Ontology annotation, biological process: intracellular signal transduction; peptidyl-serine phosphorylation. The coding region runs from base 187 to 1758 and encodes 523 amino acids. NCBI's taxonomy places the organism in Eukaryota, Viridiplantae, Streptophyta, Magnoliopsida, Malvales, Malvaceae. Gene Ontology annotation, molecular function: ATP binding; protein serine/threonine kinase activity.
UGAAGGGGAACUCUGUUUUUCUCUUCAUCAUCUCUUCUUUGUUGGCCGUUUCCUGCACAAUCAAUGAAAAAAGUUUUGAUUUUUCCUUCCAAGUGAGUUUUUAGAGGAGGAAAUAUAUAUCUCUUUAUAUAUAGAGAGAGUGAAGGAGAGGUUUUAGAGGGAGAGGGAGAGAGAGAGAGAGGGGACAUGGAGGGCAUAGAUGAAGAAGAGAGUGGAGGAGAGGAAGUGUUAGGGUCAAGCUUGACGAUGGAGAAGGUGGCGGCGGCCAAACAGUUUAUCGAGAAUCACUAUAGAGCUCAUAUGAAGAAUAUUCAAGAACGCAAAGAAAGACGAUGGGUCCUGGAGAGAAAGUUAGCUUCUUCAGAUGUGCCCAAGGAGGAACAGAUCAAUCUUAUAAAGGAUUUAGAGAGAAAAGAGACAGAGUUUAUUAGACUUAAAAGGCACAAAAUUUGUGUUAGUGAUUUUGAUCCUUUGACUAUUAUCGGAAGGGGAGCCUUUGGUGAGGUUCGAUUGUGCCGAGAGAAGAAAUCUGGAAAUAUUUAUGCAAUGAAGAAGCUAAAGAAAUCGGAAAUGCUUAAGAGAGGGCAGGUCGAACAUGUUAGAGCAGAGAGGAACUUGCUGGCAGAAGUUGCAAGUCACUGCAUUGUAAAACUUUAUUAUUCAUUUCAGGAUGCUGAAUACUUGUAUUUGAUCAUGGAAUAUCUUCCUGGAGGUGAUAUGAUGACUCUGCUGAUGAGGGAAGAUACCUUAACUGAGAAUGUGGCUAGGUUUUACAUUGCUCAAAGUAUCUUGGCCAUCGAGUCUAUUCACAAACAUAAUUACAUUCACAGAGACAUUAAACCUGACAACCUUCUUCUGGACAAAAAUGGUCACAUGAAGUUAUCCGAUUUUGGCCUUUGUAAGCCUAUUGAUUGCAUGAAUUUACCAGCAAUCCAUGAGAAUAAGCCGCUGGAUGAUGAAAAUAUAACAGAACCAAUGGAUGUUGAUGGAUGUAUUCCUGAUGCCAACGAGAAAAGCAAUUGGAGAAGCCCUCGUGAGCAGCUUCAGCAUUGGCAAAUGAACAGAAGAAAGUUGGCAUUUUCAACUGUGGGAACACCUGACUACAUAGCUCCUGAAGUGCUACUGAAGAAAGGAUAUGGCAUGGAAUGCGACUGGUGGUCAUUAGGAGCAAUUAUGUAUGAAAUGCUAAUCGGAUACCCGCCAUUCUUUUCUGAUGAUCCAAUUUCCACAUGCAGGAAGAUUGUGCGUUGGAGGAAUCACCUAAGAUUUCCUGAAGAUUCGAAGAUAAGUCAUGAGGCAAAGGAUCUUAUAUGUAGAUUGCUAUGCGAUGUCGAGCACAGAUUGGGUACUGGAGGGGCAAAUCAAAUUAAAGCUCAUCCUUGGUUCAAGGACAUUAUAUGGGAUAAGCUGUAUGAGAUGGAGGCAGCAUUUAAACCUGAAGUGAAUGGGGAGUUAGAUACUCAAAAUUUUAUGAAGUUUGAUGAAUUGGAUCCUCCAGCAUCGGCAAGAACUGGCUCGGGAUCCUCACGGAAGAUGUUUUUAACUCCCAAAGAUUUAAGUUUUGUUGGCUAUACAUACAAGAACUUUGAUGCUGUCAAAGGGCUACGCCAUGGUUUCGAUUUCAAUAAUCCAUCAAUGGAACAGCCACCUGUUGAUUCUAUAUACAGUGAUUCCGGGGUAGGUUAUCCUGCGAAGCAGUUGGCCGAGGAAACAGAUAUGCAGAUGCUUGCAUCGGCAGGUGAUCCCAUGUUGCCAUAAAGUAACCAAAGCCUAAUAUACCCCAUAUAUAUAUAUUGGGAUGUUUCUGCUUGCGUUGAGUUCGGUAACCCUCCCAAAUCCUGCAGUUCUUGUGGAGUGGCUGCCAUCUGAUUAUCGGAAUCAGUCAAUGAAAUGUACAGUAAUAUUUAAGAAAGAUUUUGAAAACCGGUUUCCGAGUUGAGUGGCAGGACAAGGGAAACCCUUAGCCAAAAAGGCAUUGUGUUUGAAUUUAGAUGAGAGUUGUGGAUGCACUGGCUGCCCAGGUUGGCUGUGUUAAAAUUUGCCUUCUCUAGUGGCAGUUUCUGGUCUAAAUUUUUAAUUGGUAGCACAAAACUCUUGAGAAACUCCAUAGCCAUUUUGGGAGCAACGAUGCUACCCUUAUUGUUGUGUGUAAACUUAUAUUUACCAGAAACUAGGAAUUAAUUGUGAGGAAACAAAUAUUUUGCGGAUACAA